Molecule: messenger RNA, 483 nt
Organism: Lodderomyces theae
Lineage: Eukaryota; Fungi; Ascomycota; Pichiomycetes; Serinales; Debaryomycetaceae
Gene: MRPL27
Product: mitochondrial 54S ribosomal protein mL41
Exons: 1
Coding region: 1-483 (160 amino acids)
Biological process (GO): translation
Cellular component (GO): mitochondrial large ribosomal subunit
Molecular function (GO): structural constituent of ribosome
Source: RefSeq, a predicted model, not a curated record
AUGAAGGCAACUCAGGUGCUCGGUUUUCAGUCUACAGCGCUCGCUACAUUGAGGAGGCCCUGGAAAACUUUUAGGGAUGGUACUUUAUACUAUGGGAUGCUAAAAUCUGGAUCCAAGAGACAUCCAUUGACAACCAAACAAGGAAACAAGAACUUCUACAAAGGUACCCGAUCUUCAGGAAUAGGACAUUUGGAUAGUCGUGGAAGGUAUCAUGUAGACUGGAGUAAGGUCAGGACUUAUGUGGUUCCUAGUGGUCUAAAUACAACAAAGUUGAAGGCACUAGUGUCGCCCAAUUCCCCUCAGUUUAUCCAGAAAGUGGAAGGGUAUGACGAUAGCUUCAAAAGUCCAGAGUUAGCUUUCCACAAUGCGGUCAAUUUUAUCGAGAAUGGACCUAACUAUAGUGAAACUGAUUUGGAAAAAGAGGGAUAUAUAGAGAGGAUAGUACACCCCAAAUUGAAAACUACCAGUAAUCACGAAGAAUAG